Messenger RNA from Rhopilema esculentum, 4927 nucleotides. RefSeq names its product A disintegrin and metalloproteinase with thrombospondin motifs 6. Gene Ontology annotation, cellular component: extracellular matrix. Gene Ontology annotation, molecular function: metalloendopeptidase activity. NCBI's taxonomy places the organism in Eukaryota, Metazoa, Cnidaria, Scyphozoa, Rhizostomeae, Rhizostomatidae. The record is from RefSeq and is a predicted model, not a curated record. Gene Ontology annotation, biological process: proteolysis; extracellular matrix organization.
CCAGAAAACAUGAUUUUUUCAUCAUAAACUAAUUCAAAGAUGAAGAUUUCAAUUCUGACAGUUUUUCAACUUUUUUCGUUGACAUCCUCCAUCUCAGUAAUUUUUGUUACUAAGACGUAAAGAACACGCUUGAUGCUGGGCUGCACAAAACUACAGCUUGAUGCUGGGCCAGUAAUAUUCCCUUUAUGCGCCCUUCUUUACCAGAAAAAGAGAUAACUUCCAAAUUACGUAUAAUCCCAAAUAUUGCAAACUUUUCAAUUGAGAAGUGCGCACAUGGAAAGAGGGUGUUUUGAGAGUACCUAGGACCCAAAACCCGAAAAAUAGUUAUGAAAAACGGAAAACCCGCAUUUAGAAAUUGGAAAAUCCUGAGACAAAUAUAUAUACUUCAACGUGGUUCACCUUUUCCCGUGUUUUGCAUUAAAAUACCUUCGUACCCGCAGUUAUUACCAGCAAGAAUAUUUGUCUGCAAGGCACAGGGUAGAUCCUUGCCUUUUUUUCUCCAAAUGAAGAUGUCAUCAGUGUUUGUGGAAGAACAGAAUUUCAAGGAAAAUUGGCGUAGAUUGAGGAAAUCUGGCAAUUUCUUAACGGAGCGAGGGAAUUUUACACCCUUGCCGGACGCAGAUACACGGAUUGCAGAAGUUUCAAAAUGUUUAGCGGGAUUCUUAAUCGGCUCCUUGUUAGAUAGGAUUUCAUCAUCGCAUGUUUUGAUCUUGUUAAUAUAUAAGUUGUUCAUAAAUAAACUUGUAUACAUUCAGAGGUGGCGCCAGAAAUCUUCCGACAGAGGGGUUGGAGCUUCCAACAGGGGGGCUAAGUUGACUAAAAUAUGCAGUUUCCGUACGUUAUUUUGUCACAUUUGCUCCGACAAUAACCUAAAAUUUUCUUCCGAUAGGGGGGCUGGAUGCGUCCAAUGGAGGGACUGUAGCACCCUAGCCCUCCCCUGGCGCCACCACUGUAUACAUUCUAUUGCCCAGUUGCCCCCUAUCUGCUAUUUUUUACCAGAAAGUACUUAUUUCCACAUUUUGAGGACGUGUUUGUUGAAUAAAAGUUGUUCAGCAUGAAACUGUCUUUCAGAAUAUGUACAUAUAAUGUGGUUUGAGCGACAUCAAAAUUUGAACCCCUGCUGAUCAGUGCGCCAUAUGGGAUUUGCCCAAAUAAGGAAUUCCAAUUGAUGGGGCUUUUUUCUGGUCAUUCGCAGUAUCGUAUGGAACCUAUGUGCCAAAUUACAGCUUUUUAUUAUUUCUGUCCGGGUAAAAUCAUAAUUCCAUCACACUAUCAGGUGAAGAACCAGAAAACCAGAUAAAACCUUAGUUUUAUCUAUGACCAUGACAACAAACCAAAACUCAGAUUUUGGGAUAGUUGGGAGUCAUGGUAGAACCUUCUGAUAGAAGAUGGUACCUGAUGAUGAUGAUAUCAGGUGAAAUCGCACUCUUCAAAAGAAAAAUUCGGUCUGAACUAAUCGACUUUUCGUGAAUUUCUUCAUCAAUAGGAUUUGCGCAAGGCUCAUGCUUUACCAUAUCUUCCUAGUCCUGUCGGCUGGUCACGACCUCUUUUCGGUUUUACAUAGUUUGAAUUUCUCAUGACUGUGCGAUUUGACGCAACUUUUGCAGUUUUCUGCUAUUUUAGUUUUCGUGUGAUCGGUUGCAGAACAGUCGAAAUGGAGAUAUGAGGGUAGCAGGUCCACGUUGGCCUUAAGAAGAUUCUUUUAUGCAAGUGUUUCCGGCAUAAAACAACAGUGCAUUGCAUCGAAGACCGCAUGGGAAGUGAGUUGUAUCGGGUCAUGUGCAAGAGAACAGCUUCUACAUAAAUAGUCACGCUUUUAUAAGAGCUACAGAGCUGCUGUGACAUUGAACAAGAAACUCAAUAGUCUUUGUCUUAAAACCUAAUAAAUAAAGGAAGCGUGCAAGUGCUCAAUAAAGCAUUUAAUUGGCAAUAUUAUCUUGCUGCUGGCAUCAAAAGUAAAACGGAGCAACUUAUUGCGAACUUCAGGAGCAAAGGGAAUCUGCUACUGGUUUUUCUCUAGUUUUUCGGAAGGGAUUAUUUUGUUUUGCAGAUAUAUAGUUUGAAAGUCACGAUGGAAAUUACAUAUGGAUUUUUGAUAAUCGUUUAUCUUGUGAUCAGCGGCAAUGGGCUGUUAACUUUAUCAGGUCAAGAUUUGUCCUCAUUGACACUGGAAGAGAGGCCAGGCUCAAGACGAGGCCAUCGAUCAUUACGCACAGUUGCAAAUAUAGAAACUCUAGUUGUAGUGGACAAAACAAUGGUUGAAUUUCACGGCGAAAAACAUGUGAAAAAUUAUGUUCUUACUAUCAUGAAUAUGGUUUCCAAUAUAUUUCGAGACCCCAGUAUCGGAAGACCAAUUAACAUUGCUAUAGUUCGGCUCAUCAUCAUCGAAAAGCAAAGACUAGAUACAUUCACAGUCACCUACAGUGCAAAAGCAACCUUGCAGAGAUUUUGUUUAUGGCAAAAAAGACAAAAUUUUGAUGACCAUCGUCAUCCCUAUCACCACGACGUCGCAUUGCUCAUCACUCGGAAAGAUAUCUGUGGACUAGGUAACUUCCCAUGUGCAUCCAUAGGUAUGGCAAUGCAGGGAGGUAUGUGCAGCCAAAAAUACAGUUGCAGCAUUGUUCAAGAUACCGGUCUGAACACCGCGUUCACAGUUGCACAAAUGCUGGGACACAACCUUGGACUGAAAUCCUUAAAACGGACAACUUGUGGUGCAUUUGGUGGGGGAUCAUACAUAAUGUCAGCAUCUCGUUUGCGAAGUCCUUUUACCGAUCGUUUCCAAUGGUCCUCCUGCAGCCGAAUCCAACUGGCACGAUUACUUAGGCAAAGAGCGGGCAGAUGCCUUUUGGAUGAUGCCAAACAAAUAAAAGCGAAGAAUGUCAGCCUUCCUGGACAGAUGUAUAGUUUAGAUCAACAAUGCAGAUUCAUUCAUGGCGACAAUGUAACUUUUUGCAAAACAAAACUAAAGGAAGUCUGCGGUGUACUAUGGUGCACAAGAAAUAUUCAACAAACUGGAUGCACAACUAACCGAGAACCAGCGGCUGAAGGAUCUUCUUGUGACGAGUUCAACAACAAGUGGUGCAUUGGUGGCCAGUGUGUUCCAAGGAUCGAAAAACCACUACCUAUCAAUGGUAAUUGGGGGAGUUGGUCAGGAUGGACCGCCUGCACAAGGACUUGUGGCGGUGGCGUUCAAAAAGUAUCAAGAGAAUGCAACAGUCCAAGGCCUUCCUUUAAAGGGGAACCAUGUUUUGGAGAGCGAAGACGUUUUCGGAUGUGUAAUACAAAGGCCUGCCCAACAAACUCGUUAGACUUUCGUGACGUACAAUGUGCAGCAUUUAAUCACAAGAAUUAUCGUGGAAGAGUGCAUUCUUGGAAAUCGUAUCAUCUUAGAGGCAGUGAAUGUUCCUUAGUAUGCAAAGCCGAGAGGCUUAGAUAUUAUGUGACGAUGAGUCCAAGUGUAGUCGAUGGUACAAUAUGCAGACCUGGAUCUUUUGAUCGAUGUAUUGAAGGAACAUGCAAGAGAGUUGGAUGUGAUAGCAUUAUUGGUUCCAAUACAGUAGAGGAUGUUUGUGGAGUUUGUGGAGGAAACAGCACUACAUGUCACCAAGUUCGUAAAGAUUUCAAGAAAAAACAUGGAAUCGGUUAUCAUACAGCUGAGUAUAUUCCGCAUGGAUCAACUAGCAUAAAUAUCGUUGAAAAGAUUUCUUCAAGAAAUGUCCUGGCUAUCGAAACAACAUUGGGCGAAAACAUUUUAAAUUCUGGCUAUCAAAUGGAGCGCCCUGGGGCCUACCAUAGACUUAACAGUAUUAUCAAUUACGAGAGGACUGGAAUGCUAGAGCGUAUACAGAUCAAAGGACCCAUAUCUAAGGAUAUAAAAGUUAUGGUUCUCUUCCUAGCAGACUCGUCAUCGGUAUCAAUUCAAUAUGCCGAACAACAUACUGCAAACAGAGCUGUUUUUACUUCACGUGACCGGCACAUUUGGAAGCAUGACAAGGCGGCUAAGAAUGCCUGGUCUAAAUGUUCUGCUACUUGUGGUAAAGGUGUACACAGUGGACAGUUUGAAUGUUUUGACAUAAUUACCAAUAGCUUCGUAAACAAGAAGAAAUGCGACAAAUCGGAGAAGCCGUUCCUCGUCAAACCUUGUGAGAAUCUUACUCCAUGUGAAAAACUGUUGCCAAAAGGGAGUUGGACGCAUGGUGCAUGGGGUUCAUGCUCAGUUUCUUGUGGAGAGGGUGUAAAAAGAAGAACGGUUGCUUGCACAAAGGUUGGCACUAAUAUAAUCAUCAGCGAAAAAUUCUGCGGAAAAAAGAAACCAAGAUCUGAGAAGAAGUGCAAUCAUGCCAGAUGCCCUAAAGAAGCAAGUUUUUGGUUAUUUGGAGAAUGGAGCAAUUGUUCUGUUAAAUGUGGAGAAGGAAUUCGACGUCGUGUAGUCCAAUGCACAAGUUUAGCUGGCAAAAGGCUCCCUUCAUCACAUUGCAAUAUUGCAGAGAAACUACCGGAAACGGCACGCUGCACUGUUCCAUGUGUUAAGUGGGUUGCAGGGGAAUGGGGAAAGUGCCCGUCAAACUGCAAGGAAAAACAACGAAGAUGUAUCUUGUGCAUCAAUAUGCACACAUUUGCCCAUUCAACGGAAUGCAGCGACUCAGACAAACCACCCGAAGAAAGGACCUGCCCCAUCAAUGAUUGUAGUUAGUUGUCGGUGUAAAUAUUCUAGAGUCCUUUUAAUAGGUACAUCCAUUAAGACUGUUUUUAUCGAACGAUAUAAGACAUAUUUAUAUGAAGGAAGAUAUGUUAUGUAUAUGUCGCUAAGUUGUUGUAAUUGCGGUUUUUAACGCCUCUUUGGAGCGUAAAAGAUAACGUUUUGCUUUCUUGUUAAAGGAGAAAACUUGUUAUAAAAAGUAGAUAAGUUAUUGAAUCGAAAUUAUAA